This is a messenger RNA of Vespula vulgaris, 2926 nucleotides long. RefSeq lists its product as uncharacterized. The record is from RefSeq and is a predicted model, not a curated record. NCBI's taxonomy places the organism in Eukaryota, Metazoa, Arthropoda, Insecta, Hymenoptera, Vespidae.
AUUUUCAGGAUGUCGUGUUUCGGUGGUCAGUACAAGCAGAUAUAUCUCGCGGAGGUGUUGGUCGAAAAAUUACAAUUGACACCGAACAGAAUAAAGGAGAUUGAUGAUGAAGCCGUGGCAAUCAAAGUCAAGCUUCUCGAUUUCCCUCUGUUCGAGAUGGCACGGGAAGAUUUUGAAUCGUUAAAGAAAUCACCUGCUGUUAUAGACAAAGACGGAAUUAUACGUUUUUCUAUAGGUAGAAGUUGUUUAUUUAUUAGGAAACCGAAAGAUCUCGUAGAAGAACUUCGUACUGCAAGCGUUGGUAUCGGUGUAUUUCGCGUUGGUGAUACUUUUCCUUUGGCGGAAUCCAUUGUUAAAUUAUCCGGUUGUUUAUGCGACCAAGUCGCAAUGUCGACCAACGAUCCCGAAAAUAUGCCGAAGCCGUUUUCCGUCAAAGGUGGUUUUCACUUGUUGGAUCCCGGAGAAAAUCCAUCGGGAGUAUUGGAUAUGGAAUUGAAGAUCACUUGUUUGGGACGAUUCGUAACUACAAAAUACGAGCUUAGACCAAGUUUUUUCGUUUUCAAAAAAGAGAACGACAUGCGAGAAUUCUGCGUUGAACGAAAUAUACCGCCUCACGUACGCGAGGAUUUGCUCAAAGAAGACUAUGCUUUGCCAGAAUCUAUACAUGAAAAAUUUAUGGCCAGUGCAGACCUCAAGGAAUUAGCCCCUGAAAAGAAUAAAAAGAAAGCUAAAAAGAAAGGCAAGAAUGCUCGUAAAUUAGACGUCGAUCUCGUCGACUUCAAAAUUAAUGGCGUAUUUCGCAAUAGAAAGUAUAUCUGUGACUACGUCGAUCUCGUAAGUUAUCCGAUGAGCAAAAAAUCGUGUAAAAAAGGAAAUAAUUCAUUACAACGAGCUUCGUCGUCGCCGCGACUCUCAAUAAACGAUCCAGGUUUUAAAGAUUUAACAACAGCUGAGAAGUUGAACAAUCGUGAGUAUCGUAACCUGAUUUAUAAAGCUUAUCCCAAUGAAUCAACUUGCAAUUGCCUGCCGAUAAACCAAACGCUACAUCCAUUAAUAUGCCGUUCCGGUUGUCAGCGUCUGUGUUGCAUGAAAUUAAGAAAUCCUCAAAAGCUCAUUGUAAUAUGUAAAAACGAAAAUUUACCGUCAGAAACGAAGAAGCAAGAUGAAAUGGAUAAUGAGCGUUUAAGAACCGGAGCGAGUGCAGACGAUCAUUAUACUAAUAACGGUACAUCGGUCGACGUCAACAAUAACAUCGAAUUCACUUGGUACGGUGAUAAAAUCACUAAAGAAAAUCGUUUGCAAGGCGGAGGACACGAAUAUGAUCUACCAGGUUGCGUGUGUUCCGGCGCACCGAGUCUUUACAAAAAGACCGAAGAAACGGGUUGUAAGGCCAGAUUGAAAGGUUUGGAAAAGGCGAAGCCCGGUUGUACCUGCGCAGGACAGAAUCCGCCUAUUCUGAGAAAAGCCAGUCCAGAUUGCAAUAAGAAACCUUGUACAGGCAUUGACUGCAUCUUGCGCGCAUUCAAGGAAGCCCAAGAAUUCGUAGAUUCCUUAGGGAAGGUACCUGGUCUCGAAGGUUUGGGCUUGAUGGACCCUUCGGAAAGCCCUUUUUUUGGCAGAGACAUCAGCAAAGAUUACGAGACCGAGGAAGCACAGGCAGAGAGGAGAGCGCAAGCUAUUUCCUCGCAAUUACCAGUACCGAAUCCUCGUUGCACGGCUCCUUGCAAUCCACGUAUCGGAGCACAUAAGUUUGACACAGGCAUUAGUACCGUUUCCGUGCCUCAUUCAACUUUGACUUACACCGCAGCAACGCCACUAACGAUAGCCGUGCCAGGUCGUACAGGGGUCGUACGCGAAGCUGUACCUGCGCUACCCGAUGACGGUUCGACCAUCGUUUAUGCAAAGCCAAAAAAGAAGGAAGAGAAGAAAGAGGAAAAGGCCGACAAGUCGAAGGAAACGGAGGCGACGCCAACUGUACCUUUGGAAAUUGAUCUAGGUCCUUGCGGUGAACCUAAAUGUAAAUCAAGACGUAAGAAGGGCAUAACUACUGUAGAAUCCGUCGAGAAUGUCGAGUUCUCUCAUAAGAAAUCAGCGACGCAAAUAAAGACUCUAACUACUGGUGCGACAACCCCUCUGACCGGUAGUAAAAUCAGCGAGAAAGGUAAACAUAAGCUUAAGGUCAACUCUGUAAGUCCCUCUGGAGAUCGCUCUAUAAAAACACCGAUAAAGGUCAGUAAACGCGUGAUGCGUUAUGUUUAUUCUAUCGGCGACGUUUAUCCUGGUAUUCAUUACGGUCACAAGAAUUGUAUAGAUGUUCGUAUGAGAGUACCGGCCAAUAUGGGUUGGCUAUGGAACACCAGCAGCACGCUUUACAACUUGAAACCACGAAUCGGCUGGAAACCUGGUGCUAUUGGAAGAUACUUGAACGAAUUGCUUAAAGAGGCAAAAGCUGGAUCGAAAGGUAGACCAAGGGUAGUACCUUUCCGCGCUAGGAAAGGCAAAACCUACAGGAGUAUGAGUUUUACGUCGGUGAAAAAGUUACAAGGAAAGAAAGAGAACGACGAGGAAACGGAACUACCACCGACUUUACACAUUCAUAGAAAAGACGGCACGUACUAUGUCACAAUGUAUCCGAUCAAGCAAGAGACAAUGGACGUACCGAAGCUAGAGCAACCUAUGAAACCCUUGCAAUUUAAAAUCGUAAAGAACAAAGACGACGAAUCUGUGGCAUCGAGCUCGACCGCGUCGGAUAUGGAGAUCGAAUUUUCACCUCCGGCAGCAGUUAAUAGAUAUCGGAAAAAGCCUGACGUCAUUCACAUCGAUACCCAAGUUAAACAGCAAGAUAUACUCGAUGCAUUAAAAAUCACAGAUAUUUCGAAAAAAGAUAAGAAGUUCAAUAAAGGAAGAAAGCUGAGAAAAUGACGCG